This is a messenger RNA of Lipotes vexillifer (Yangtze River dolphin), 3157 nucleotides long. It is a transcript of the gene NAA25, whose product is annotated as N-alpha-acetyltransferase 25, NatB auxiliary subunit. Gene Ontology annotation, cellular component: cytoplasm; NatB complex. Gene Ontology annotation, molecular function: protein binding. The record is from RefSeq and is a predicted model, not a curated record. The transcript has 24 exons. Gene Ontology annotation, biological process: N-terminal peptidyl-methionine acetylation. Bases 52 to 2967 code for a protein of 971 amino acids. Lineage: Eukaryota; Metazoa; Chordata; Mammalia; Artiodactyla; Lipotidae.
UUCUCGGGGGCCUGCCCCGCGCGUGCGCACUGCGGUUCUGCGCUUGUCAUCAUGGCGACGCGGGGCCAUGUGCAGGACCCUAACGACAGGCGCCUCCGGCCCAUUUACGAUUAUCUUGAUAAUGGUAAUAAUAAAAUGGCAAUUCAGCAAGCAGAUAAAUUGUUGAAAAAGCAUAAGGAUCUUCAUUGUGCUAAGGUUUUAAAAGCAAUUGGUUUACAGAGAACUGGAAAGCAAGAGGAAGCCUUCACCUUGGCGCAGGAGGUGGCAGCCCUUGAACCCACAGACGACAACUCGCUGCAGGCACUGACCAUUCUUUACCGGGAGAUGCAUCGACCGGAGUUAGUCACAAAACUUUAUGAGGCAGCUGUGAAGAAAGUUCCCAAUAGUGAGGAAUAUCACUCUCACCUCUUCAUGGCCUAUGCCAGAGUGGGCGAAUACAAGAAAAUGCAACAGGCUGGCAUGGCUCUAUAUAAGAUUGUCCCCAAAAACCCUUACUACUUUUGGUCUGUGAUGAGCUUAAUAAUGCAAUCUAUAUCAGCGCAGGAUGAAAACCUCUCAAAAACGAUGUUUCUGCCCCUUGCUGAGAGAAUGGUAGAAAAAAUGGUAAAAGAGGACAAGAUAGAAGCAGAGGCUGAAGUUGAACUUUAUUAUAUGAUCCUAGAACGUUUGGGAAAGUACCAGGAAGCCUUGGAUGUCAUCAGAGGAAAAUUAGGAGAGAAGUUAACAAGUGAGAUUCAGAGUCGGGAAAAUAAAUGCAUGGCUAUGUACAAGAAGCUGAGCAGGUGGCCAGAGUGCAAUGCCCUUUCUCGGCGCCUUUUACUGAAAAACUCAGAUGACUGGCAGUUCUAUCUGACUUAUUUCGAUUCUGUCUUUCGACUGAUUGAAGAAGCCUGGACUCCUCCUGCUGAAGGUGAACACUCUUUAGAAGGAGAAGUACAUUAUUCUGCAGAAGAGGCUGUGAGAUUUAUAGAAGAUCGGAUAACAGAAGAAUCUAAAAAUUCUCGCCAUCUCCGAGGACCACAUCUGGCUAAACUGGAGCUGAUUAGACGUUUACGACGUCAAGGUUUUAAUGAGUACAAACUGGGUGAUCCAGAAGAAUUAAUGUUCCAGUAUUUUAAAAAGUUUGGGGAUAAACCUUGUUGUUUCACAGACCUCAAGGUGUUUGUUGACCUCUUGCCUGCUACACAGUGUACAAAAUUUAUUAAUCAGUUACUUGGAGUUGUUCCUUUGUCAACACCAACAGAGGAUAAGCUGGCACUGCCUGCUGACGUCAGAGCUCUGCAGCAACAUUUGUGUGUGGUGCAGCUGACGAGGUUACUUGGCUUGUACCACAUGAUGGAUAAAAAUCAGAAAUUGAGUGUGGUCAGAGAAUUGAUGUUAAGGUACCAGCAUGGACUAGAAUUUGGGAAAUCCUGUUUGAAAACCGAAUUGCAAUUUUCAGACUAUUACUGUCUCCUUGCUGUCCAUGUGCUUAUUGAUAUAUGGAGAGAAACAGGUGAUGAGACCGCUGUGUGGCAGGCCCUGACUUUGCUGGAAGAGGGACUAACUCACAGCCCUUCCAAUGCUCAAUUCAAAUUGCUGCUUGUUCGAAUCUACUGUAUGCUGGGGGCAUUUGAACCGGUGGUGGAUCUGUAUUCCAGCCUUGAUGCUAAGCAUAUCCAGCAUGACACCAUUGGUUAUCUUUUGACCCGAUACGCCGAAUCCCUAGGUCAGUACGCUGCUGCAUCCCAGUCCUGUAACUUCGCGCUCAGGUUUUUCCACUCCAACCAGAAAGAUACCUCAGAAUAUAUUAUUCAAGCUUACAAAUAUGGUGCAUUUGAGAAGAUCCCAGAGUUUAUCGCUUUUAGGAACAGGCUGAAUAAUUCUCUUCAUUUUGCACAAGUCCGUACUGAACGGAUGUUGUUAGACCUUCUACUUGAAGCAAAUGUAUCAACCAGCUUAGCAGAAAGUAUAAAGUCAAUGAAUCUUCGGCCAGAAGAAGAUGACAUUCCAUGGGAAGCCUUGCGAGACAACAGAGACUUAAAUGUUUUCUUUAGCUGGGAUCCAAAAGACAGGGAUGUUUCUGAAGAACAUAAGAAACUUUCCUUGGAGGAGGAGACAAUGUGGUUAAGAAUCCGUUCCUUAACCUUGAGGCUGAUCAGUGGACUUCCAAGUCUUAACCAUUCUGUUGGGCCAGAGAACUCAGAGAAGACCACUGAGAAUGGAGUAUCCUCCCGGAUUGAUAUUUUCCGUUUGCUCCUUCAACAGCUGGAGGUGGCCCUGGAGACGGGAAAGCGAUUUAUUGAGAAGGACAUUCAGUAUCCUUUCCUUGGUCCUGUACCUACCAGAAUGGCUGGAUUCUUUAAUUCUGGCUGUUCUCAGUGUCAGACCAACUCUUUUUAUCUUGUUAGUGAUAUUUAUGAGCUGGACAUCAAUGGUUUAGAGGAUACAAUGGAGAUCCAGGAGCGAGUAGAGAAUAGUCUUAAGUCUUUACUAGAACAGUUAAAAGAUGUCUUUAGUAAAUGUAAAGGUGAUCUCUUAGAAGUUAAAGAUGGUAACUUGAAAACACAUCCUGCUCUUUUAGAAAAUCUAGUCUUCUUGGUUGAGACUAUUUCUAUUAUCCUUUGGGUGUCCAGUUACUGUGAGAGUGUCCUGCGACCAUACAAAUUAAAUUUACAGAAAAAGAAGAAGAAGAAAAAAGAAACCAGCAUCAUCAUGCCACCUGUCUUUACCAGUUUCCAAGACUAUGUUACUGGGCUUCAGACUUUAAUUUCGAAUGUUGUGGAUCAUAUUAAAGGACUUGAAACACAUCUAAUUGCACUUAAACUUGAAGAACUUAUUUUAGAAGACACUUCCCUCUCACUGGAAGAGAGAAAAUUUUCAAAGACUGUACAAGGGAAGGUGCAGAGCAGUUACCUACACUCACUUCUGGAAAUUGGGGAGCUGCUGAAAAAAAGACUUGAGACUACAAAGAAACUAAAAAUUUAAGUUAGUGUGAACCACAAGCACUGAUGACUCUACAACAGAAAAUGACAUCAUCUUCCCAGGCAAAAGCUACAUCUGAUUGACCAUCAUUUUAAUCCAGAACUUCCUCAUAAAAUGCAUGAAGGACUUUGAUCGUGAAUUAAUUUUUUAGGUAUUAAAUGUGUACAACUGAUUAAAUUAUUGUAUAUAAACC